Cylindrotheca closterium is the source of this 396-nucleotide messenger RNA. NCBI's taxonomy places the organism in Eukaryota, Bacillariophyta, Bacillariophyceae, Bacillariales, Bacillariaceae. The record is from the annotation of a GenBank genome assembly.
AUGGGCACUGGAGCAGUGCAAGCAAUUACACGAAAGCAGAAAUUGAAUUGUGACAGCAGUACACAUGCUGAACUAAUUGGAGUCCAUGAUGCGAUGUCAAAUGUUUUGUGGACCCGCUUAUUUAUGGAAGAACAAGGUUACCCAAUCGAGAAGAAUAUACUAUACCAAGAUAACAAGAGUUCGAUCCUACUUGAAACAAAUGGGAGAUCGAGCGCCGGAAAAAGGAGCCGUGCGCUAAACAUCCGGUAUUUCUUUGUGACAGAUCAAGUCGAAUUGGGCAACAUUACCAUUGAACAUAUGCCAACUGAUGAAAUGUGGGCAGAUUACAUGACGAAGCCUUUACAGGGCAAAAAGUUUCGCAAAUUCCGGGCUGUAAUUCAAGGUGACCAGGAUUAG